Messenger RNA from Numida meleagris (helmeted guineafowl), 620 nucleotides. Its product is annotated as sulfated surface glycoprotein 185-like. The record is from RefSeq and is a predicted model, not a curated record. The transcript is spliced from 2 exons. Lineage: Eukaryota; Metazoa; Chordata; Aves; Galliformes; Numididae. Bases 151 to 525 code for a protein of 124 amino acids.
UCAUUUUUGUGGCCUUCCUCAGGACGCGCUCCAACAGGUCCACAUCUCUCCUGUACCGAGGACUCCACGCCCGGACGCAGUGCUGCAGGUGAGGUCUCCCAGCACAGAGCUGGGAGAGCAGGAGCACCUCCCUCGGCCACGCUGCUAGCGAUGCAGCCCACGAUACCUCGGCUUCCUGGGUCCCGCCGGACCGCGAGCAGCACCGGGCAGCGCCGCUCUCCGCUCCGCUCCGCUCCGCUCCGCUCGGGGUACCUGGCCGUCGCCGGCGGAUCUCCCCUUCGUGCGGCAGCCGCUGACUGCGGGACUCCCCGUCCGCCCCCCGGUCCCGCCCCCGGCGCCCCCCGAACCCGUCCCGCGCCCCCCGGCGCCGGAGCGCCCCGUCCGGCCCCGCGCCCGGUACCUGGGGCAGCGCCUUUUCCCCCGCCGCCGUUCAAACGCGCUGCCGUAAAGCGCCCGUCUCCCCUGGCAACAAGGUUCCGGCCGAGCACUAGGUGUAGGAAGUCACCAAUUACAAUAACGUGGUAGAAGCAAACUCAGAUUCGGAUGAUGAAGAUAAAUUGCAUAUAGUGGAAGAAGAAAGUAUAACUGAUGCAGCAGACUGUGAUGCAAGUGUGCCAGAA